UGCACCCAACUCCGCAAUAACGUUACUGACAGUCCUCGAAGAAGAGGAAGCUGGAAUUGUAGCUUCAUAAAAAUAGAAGCAAUGUCACGGGCGAGACAGCCACCCCUAGUGACGGGGAUCUCUCCCAAUGAAGGGGCACCUUGGACCAAAGUGACCAUUAGAGGGGAGAACCUGGGAACUGGGCCUGCAGACCUUUUUGGCCUGUCCAUUUGUGGUCAUAACUGCCUGCUGACGGCGGAGUGGAUGUCGGCCAGUAAGAUCGUGUGCCGGGUGGGACCAGCCAAAGAUGACAAGGGCCAAAUCAUCGUCAGCACAAAGAGCGGAGGGCCCGGCACCUCCACCGUCAGCUUCAAGGUGCUCAAGCCGGAGAGGAUCGGUAUCCUGGACCAGUCUGCGGUGUGGGUGGAUGAGAUGAAUUAUUAUGACAUGCGGACAGACCGUAAUAAAGGCAUCUCUCCCCUCUCCUUACGGCCGGCCAACCCACUAGGAAUAGACAUAGACAAGGGGAAGGUGCCUCUGAAAGACAUUGAAAGCAUGUUCCCUGGCAUGAGUGGAGACUUCACCAGUGAGAACUUCUCUGCCACCUGGUACCUGAUUGAGAACCACUCCUCUACCAGUUUUGACCAGCUGCGUUCAGCAUCAGGGACUCUGAAGAAGCAGGCCACCCAGAAGAAUGAGGGCAGUCUGGCCUACGUGAAAGGAGGCCUCAGCACAUUCUUUGAAGCACAGGAUGCCCUGUCUGCUAUCCAUCAGAAACUGGAGUCUGACGGGACAGAGAAAGUGGGGGGCUCCAUGACCCAGUGCCUGGAGAACGUCCUGAAUCGAGCGAGUGAUACAGCGGACGCUCUGUUUCAGGAGGUGUUGGGCAGGAAAGACCGAGCCGACUCCACCCGGAAUGCCCUUAAUGUCCUUCAGCGCUUCAAGUUCCUCUUCAAUCUGCCACUGAACAUAGAGCGCAACAUCCAUAAGGGGGAGUAUGACGUGGUUAUCAAUGACUACGAGAAAGCCAAGUCUCUUUUUGGAAACACUGAAGUUCCAGUGUUCAAGAAAGUGUAUGCGGAGGUGGAGACACGCAUUGGGGCAUUAAGGAGUCUGCUCCUCGGUAAACUGCUGGAAACGCCAUCCACUCUGCAUGACCAGAAGCGCUAUAUCAGGUAUUUGUCUGACCUGCAUGCUAGCGGAGAUCCUGCAUGGCAGUGCAUAUCAGCGCAGCACCAGUGGAUCCUGCAGCUGAUGCAGAAAACCAGAGACCAGCAGGAAGGAGAAACUCAUACUGUUGUCAGCCGACUCAACUUAAGAAGAGGCAGCAGCUUCCAAACACCCAGAGAUGACUCGUGGUCUAGUAGCGGUCCUCAGCAAUUGCAGUUUGUGGAGCGGCUCACAGAUGUGGUCAUCAGCCAACUGCCCAACUUCUGGAAGCUCUGGAUCUCCUACGUCAAUGGCAGCCUGUUCAGUGAGACAGGUGAGAAGUCCGGCCAGGUGGAGAAAUCCAAGAAGAAUGCUCGUCAGAGACAGAGUGACUUUAAGCGUAUGAUCGAGGAGGUGGUGCAGAGGCUGGUGCUGCAGCUAAGGGGCUGCCUGCUCCCAACCUCCCUGCCUGAGGUGCAGCUGCGUCUGUAUGGAGGCUGGGACAACACCCCCCCCCUCAGCGGUGCCCAUCUCACGCAGGCCAUACACACCAUCAGGCUGUGUCAUGAGGCUCUCUCUGCGUUGGAGAUUCCUAAUGAUCUGCUGCAGACGAUCCAAGACCUGCUGCUGGACCUGAGAGUGCACUGCUUACUGACCACACUACUGCACACCACUGAAGGUGUUAAGAGGUUGGCUGAGAAAGAGGACUGGAUCGUGGACAAUGAAGGAAUCACAUCCCUGCCUUCCCAGUUUGAACAGUGUGUGGUGCAGAUGCUUCAAUCUCUGAAGGAGCCAUUGGAAUGCAAGCCUGCUGAAAUGAAUAUUCUACAACUGGAACCGAUUCAGGACCAAGCAUCUGAACAGUUUGUGAAAAUCAUGAAGGUGUUCAUAUCUUGUUUGGAAGAGCUGAGCACUAAGACUGACGGAGACUUAGAAACAUCCCAUCUUUCUUCAGAAUUGGGCUCCCCAGAUCUCUUCACCAACACUUAUGAAGACUUCAAGCCUACUCCGGAGCAGCGGUCACUCAUCAUCCUCAGUAACUGUCAUUAUUUGGAGAAGCACACCUUCCUCAACCUGGCUCAGCACUUGGACACACAGGGCUUCACUGGCACGGAAAAGAUCUUACGUGUGAGUAUGGAAGCGGUGCGGGAGCUGGAUUGUGGUGUGUUUGAGAGCUACAUUGAGAUGAAAGCUGAUCCCAUCGUUGGAUCAUUAGAACCUGGAAUCUACGCAGGAUACUUUGACUGGAAAGAUUGCCUACCGCCAACAGGUGUGAGGAGUUAUCUGAAGGAGGCCCUGGUAAACAUCAUCACUGUUCAUGCAGAGGUGUUCUCCAUCUCUAAGGACCUUGUCCCUCGUGUUCUAUCUCGCAUUAUUGAAGCGGUUGCUGAAGAGAUGAGUCGUCUCAUGCAGUGUGUGUCAUCCUUUAGCAAAAAUGGGGCACUUCAGGCUCGGUUGGAGAUUUGUUCCUUGAGCGAUGCUGUAUCUGUUUACCUAACAUCUGAAAGUCGUGGCAGCUUUAAACAGGCACAGGAGUCUCUUCCUCAACUGCACAGUGGAGCUGACAAAAAACUGCUGGAGGAGUUGUUGAAUAAGUUCAAAAGCAGUAUGCAUCUGCAGCUCAGUUGCUUCCAACUGGCCUCCUCUCAUCCUGUGAAGAGAUGAACACACACACACGACACGAACAUACAAUCACACACACACACACAAACAACACACUACAGACACACACGUCCUUUUGCACCUGUGCCUCAUAUAUGCACACCUGUUCUAAUACAUAGAACAUGUUAAUCAUGCCGCUUCUCAGUGAUUAACCACUACUACUCAUGAACUCUCUCUUGUAAACGGAACCACACUGUCCUUUAAAUGUCAGUCUGUUUGUCACAUGAAAGUGCUAUAAAGUCAUCUUUCUGAGGA
This is a messenger RNA of Alosa alosa (allis shad), 3045 nucleotides long. RefSeq names its product exocyst complex component 2 (gene exoc2). Gene Ontology annotation, cellular component: exocyst. Bases 82 to 2793 code for a protein of 903 amino acids. Gene Ontology annotation, biological process: exocytosis; Golgi to plasma membrane transport. Lineage: Eukaryota; Metazoa; Chordata; Actinopteri; Clupeiformes; Clupeidae. The transcript is spliced from 28 exons. The record is from RefSeq and is a predicted model, not a curated record.